CAGCGCUUAGCCAAUCCACCAGCUUCGGUGCCAGGACUGUGCUACCACCAGCACCAUGCCCUACCCAUACCUAGCACUGACCCCGGAGCAGAAAAAGGAGCUGUCUGACAUCGCUCACCGAAUUGUGGCUCCGGGCAAGGGCAUCCUGGCUGCAGAUGAGUCCACCGGAAGCAUCGCCAAGCGGCUGCAGUCCAUUGGCACCGAGAACACCGAGGAGAACAGGCGCUUCUACCGUCAGCUGCUGCUGACUGCCGACGACCGUGUGAAUUCCUGCAUUGGGGGUGUGAUCCUUUUCCACGAGACACUGUACCAGAAGACGGAUGAUGGCCGUCCCUUCCCCCAAGUUAUCAAGUCCAAGGGUGGUGUUGUGGGCAUUAAGGUGGACAAGGGAGUGGUGACCCUGGCAGGAACUGACGGUGAGACCACCACCCAAGGGCUGGAUGACCUGUCUGGACGCUGUGCUCAGUACAAGCAGGAUGGAGCCGAUUUUGCCAAAUGGCGUUGCGUGCUGAAGAUUGGGAAACACACCCCCUCAGCCCUUGCCAUCCUGGAAAAUGCCAAUGUUCUGGCUCGUUACGCCAGCAUCUGCCAGCAGAAUGGCAUUGUACCCAUCGUGGAGCCAGAAAUCCUCCCUGAUGGGGACCAUGACUUGAAGCGCUGUCAGUAUGUAACUGAGAAGGUACUGGCCGCUGUCUACAAGGCUCUGAGCGACCACCAUGUCUACCUGGAAGGAACCUUGCUGAAGCCCAACAUGGUCACCCCGGGCCAUACUUGCACUCAGAAAUUUUCCAGUGAAGAAAUUGCUAUGGCAACUGUCACAGCACUUCGUCGCACAGUGCCCCCUGCUGUCCCUGGAGUCACUUUCCUGUCUGGAGGGCAGAGUGAGGAAGAGGCAUCCAUCAACCUCAAUGCUAUCAACAAGUGUCCCUUGCUGAAGCCCUGGGCCUUGACUUUCUCCUAUGGUCGAGCCCUGCAGGCUUCUGCCCUAAAGGCCUGGGGUGGGAAGGCGGAGAACAAGAAGGCAGCGCAGGAGGAGUACAUCAAGCGAGCCCAGGCCAACAGCCUUGCUUGCCAAGGAAAGUACACCCCGAGUGAUGCAUCAGGGGCGGCGGCCAGUGAGUCCCUCUUCAUCUCUAACCAUGCCUACUGAGCAGAGGUGGGCUAAGGCUGACCCCCCAGCACCCUGGGUCUCUGCCUACCCACUUGCUCUUGAGGAAAGGGGCCUUCAGACUCUCUCCCAUCAAUCCCUCUUGCUGCCUCUCAUGACUUUGGUGUGUGGUGUUGUCUGUGAAUGCUGACUCCAUCAUCCCUUCCAGCUCGAUGCUAAUCAACAACCAUUCAAAGGGGAGGGGAGAAGGGCCAAAUCUGCCCCUUUGUCUUAAAGAUUUAAGAUACCUGCCGUGGAGGCGGCAGGUAUCACAUUUUUCAGGGUAUGUCUGUAAUACCGCUUAAAGAAUCCCCACUCCAGCAACCCCAUGUGUUUUUAAAGUCUGCUUCAAACAGGUGUUUGCUAGUUUCUUUCUUUCUGUCUAGGAACUACUGUAACCUUGAAAGUUUGGACUGUUUUGGUCAGUGGGCAUUUGCCAAACCUCGAGUCUACAUAUCGGUAAAUGUGCUUCUGUUUAACUAUCUUUUCACAGUCAUAAGAGAAAUAAACAUAUAAAAUAAAUGCAUCUCAAUGCAUAGCUG
Messenger RNA from Rattus rattus (black rat), 1689 nucleotides. Its product is annotated as fructose-bisphosphate aldolase A-like. Gene Ontology annotation, cellular component: cytosol. The record is from RefSeq and is a predicted model, not a curated record. Lineage: Eukaryota; Metazoa; Chordata; Mammalia; Rodentia; Muridae. The coding region runs from base 56 to 1150 and encodes 364 amino acids. Gene Ontology annotation, biological process: glycolytic process; fructose 1,6-bisphosphate metabolic process. Gene Ontology annotation, molecular function: fructose-bisphosphate aldolase activity. The transcript has a single exon.